AAUUGUAUUUUCAUACAGCUAGAAAUAAUGUUUGUGGUGUUUUCUCGUCUUCCCAACAUUCCUGGGGAAAAAGCUUUAUUUCCCAUAUUCUUUGGGGGAUGGAGGUGGGUGGAGGGGUUGGGGGAGUUGGUUAAGUUUAGAAUAAUUUUUUGAGAUUUAGUGUCACCAAUAGAAUAAAGAGGGAAAGAAUUUGAUUGCACUUGGUUUGGAUUUUAAACUAUUGUAGACUUAAAAAGAGGAGAAUUAUUUUAUUGAUCUUCUGUAUGGCCAGAUAGGAAAGAGAAAAUUUUGGUCAAGGGAUUAAGGAAGAAAGAGUGGAUUAUAAAAUCAUUGUCACACACACACACACACACACACACACACAUACAUACAUACAUUCAACCAUAUCUAAAACACAUCGCCCACCCUUUCCACUCUCACUAGACGUAAAAGAGAUGAUAGAGAAAGUCCUGGUGCUCACUUCAUGGGUCACCCCUAUUUUUAUAAAAUGGGGAGUCCCAGACUGAGCCGAAGUUUCUCUAAGGGAUAGACAGCACCCUAUUAUUAGGAGGUAUGCAGCUGUGUUCAUCUCCAGAUAAAGGCAUCAAUUUUAUUCAACUAUGCUUAAUGGAGGCUAAUUAUACAGGGCAGGACACAAGGACCCUACAGCAACUGUCCUGAAAGAGUCUCCUCUCAUUUGGCCAAACAAGGGCCCUUCAGCUUUUCCCACUGGCUGACUAUUAUCACCCCCUCCCCAUUCACAAACUCUCUUGCUGCCCCAUAGACCCCCCUCUAUCGCCUGCCAAGUGCAGUCUUAGAAGCACAGACUCGUUGCCAUGGUAGCCAGCCCCUUUGCCCCCCAUUCCCACUAUUAUGGAAUUAUCCUAUUCUGAAGCGUCCUGUUGUGUCUAUUAAUACCAGCCAGAUUCACCCCUCCAGCCCCAGCCCUUAGUCUUUCUACCUCUGCUACAAUAAUCUCAGACUCAAGAAAAUCCAAGAUUCAGGGUUCAGAAAGGGUUUGGCUCUGGGGGCGUGAGGGGGAGGCGGGGAACACAGUGGAAUAUUCAUAAAUAUUAGAAAAGCAGGAGGAGUUCCCCUACUUGACAAGGGGUUCUAUAGGGAUGAAGCCUGUCUUUCAUAGAGGGGAAUGGGCCCCCUCUCUUCCCUCUCACACUCCCUCCCUCCCUGCAGCGUGAAGGAGCUGCUAAUACCCAGUCCGGGCUAACUGCCUUCUUUAUAUAGGAGGGCUCCCUCCUCCAACCCUCACUGAGCCUACAGCUGACCCUUCUGCUGCAGUUCCCUAAGGACCCUCCGGCUGACUCCAGCCACUUUGCUCUUCGCAUCUGAGAAACACACUGGACCUCAUUCCUGAGCCUUUUUCUUCUUCCUUGGCAACUGUGAGAGCUGUGCUACAAGAGCCAAUGCAUGCUCCGGGAUGUCCCUAGCCUGAGAUCACUGGUCAUCACCCCAUGUUACUGUCGGGUAGGAAACUGGGGGAAGGGCAGAUCUUGCUGUCGACACACAAAUACAAAAAGGAUUUUUCUUUGGGCUCCUAAUUUGAGUUGAAGAAUGAAAAGCCUGGUGGUGGGCCCUUCCAAUCGCUUCAACAGCUCUCUGGAUGCUUUUGAGCAAUGUGGCAAAGAAACACCCUUGGAAAAUGUUCUUUUUGCCUCCUUCUAUCUUCUGGAUUUCAUCCUGGCCUUUGUUGGCAAUACCCUUGCCCUCUGGCUCUUUAUCCGGGACCAAAAAUCGGGCACCCCAGCCAACGUUUUUCUGAUGCAUCUUGCUGUGGCCGACUUGUCAUUUGUGCUGGUGCUUCCCACCCGACUUGUUUAUCAUUUUUCUGGAAACCACUGGCCAUUUGGGGAAAUCCCCUGCCGCCUUACCGGGUUCCUCUUCUACCUCAACAUGUACGCCAGCAUCUACUUCCUCACAUGCAUCAGCGUUGACCGCUUCCUCGCCAUAGUGCACCCGAUCAAGUCCAUCAAACUCCGUAGGCCUCUCUACGCCCACCUGACCUGCGCCCUCCUCUGGGGGGUGGUGGCCGUGGCCAUGGCCCCGCUGCUGGUCAGCGCGCAGACGGCCGAGGUGAACGGCACAACCGUGUGCCUGCAGCUCUACCGGGAGAAGGCCUCGCGGAACGCGCUCGUGUCCCUGGCCGUGGCGUUCACCUUCCCCUUUGUCACCACCGUCACCUGCUACCUGCUGAUCAUCCGGAGUCUGCGCAGCGGCCACAGGGUGGAGAAACAUCUCAAGGACAAAGCCAUCAAGAUGAUAAUCAUGGUGCUCAUGAUCUUCCUGGUGUGCUUCGUGCCGUACCACGUGAACCGCUACAUCUAUGUGCUGCGGUACGAUGGGACCCGGGCCUCCUGCGAGGCCCAGCGCGUCCUGGCCCUUAGCAACCGCAUCACAUCCUGCCUCACCAGCCUCAAUGGAGCCCUGGACCCCGUCAUGUAUUUUUUUGUGGCUGAGAAGUUUCGUGACGCUUUGUGUAACUUGCUCUGCGGCAAAAGGGCCCUGCCCCUGCCACCAAGCUUUGAGGGGAAAACAAACGAGAGCUCCCUGAGUGCCAAAUCUGAACUGUGAGACUGGUGUCCGGACAGAAGAUGCUGCCCCUCCGUGUUGGCUAGGUGCGCCUCAGGAGCCAGAGACCUUCCGCUGGAAGGCACCUCUCCAUGUGUCAAAGUAGUCGAGUCCGGCUCCUCCUCCCAAACUCAGCCGCCAUCCACCUUAGAGAAAGCCGGCUCUAAUACGGGCGGACCACCAUAACCCAAUGGAACACCUCCACAGCGGUUUCACCUGUUGCUCAGAUUCUAACAAGCUCUUAGACUUCUGAAAAGCGAGGACUAACACGUGAUCAAACAAAGACUCCUUCCCCCUCAGAAGAAAAACUCUCAGCUCUGCUAACUUACUGUUACUAGAUACCCUAAUGAUCUCAGCCUAGAUAAAGCCGGGAGGGACAUGAAAAUUAGAGAAUAAUGAAAGUCUUUCUCUAAGCUCAAAACCGACACUAAGCUAUUGACCUCUUAUUAUGUUAAAGCAAGAGUGGGGGGAGCUAUUCCCCAAGAGCCCAAGAAAAGGAUCCGAAAAUUGCCCGAGAGAGAGAAUUCCUUUAAAUGUCUGCUUUGAUGUCUGGGGAAAUGAAGGUGGAGGAGGGAUGUGAGGAGGAGGAGGGAAGAAACGUUGUAGUGUUCACAUUAUCAGGUUUUUGGCUAUAGAUAUCACUAGCUUAGUUUAGUCAAUACAGUAUUGUAGACUAUACUUGGUGGUUGAUUACAAUUGGACCAUAGAGACCAAGUUAGAUUGGUCCCCAAAUGAUACCUUAUGUGUGUAGCCUAAACCAAUGGCAGACAGCUUUUAGUUCUGCUCCAGCGAUUCCCUGAUCUAAUUUUUAAAAAGAAGUAGCUCCAAAAAUCCAUUUUAAGACUUGUUCUGACAAUCUCUUUAAAAUUUCCCAACAUGCAUCCUGUACCUCAUGUGGGAGCCUGGAGGAGAGUACACGGUGUGGAUCAUGCAUAUCUUAAAUAGAAUGCAAACAGGAUUCCAUUUGACUUAAGGACAUGAAAUCCAUGGGCUCUAUCAGCAAAACCAAGCAACCCUAUCCAGCAUGCCUUUUUUCUAGCACCCAAUGAUCUCAAAAUGAACCCAAGGGAGUCUAUGCACCCUUCUCAUUCUGUCCUACCUGUGAAGUUCACCCCAUUCCUACUCCUUGCCUCCCAUUUGUACAGUGAUUUUCCUUUUUUUGUACCUGUAUAUGUGGAUUAUAAAUAUGCAUAGUUUCUAAAGUGUAAAGCUGUCAUGUUGUCUUAAUAAAAUUUUUCUCUUCCCUUUA
Molecule: messenger RNA, 3811 nt
Organism: Sarcophilus harrisii (Tasmanian devil)
Lineage: Eukaryota; Metazoa; Chordata; Mammalia; Dasyuromorphia; Dasyuridae
Gene: GPR17
Product: G protein-coupled receptor 17
Exons: 3
Coding region: 1549-2565 (338 amino acids)
Biological process (GO): phospholipase C-activating G protein-coupled receptor signaling pathway; positive regulation of Rho protein signal transduction
Cellular component (GO): membrane
Molecular function (GO): G protein-coupled receptor activity
Source: RefSeq, a predicted model, not a curated record